Pristis pectinata (smalltooth sawfish) is the source of this 1991-nucleotide messenger RNA. RefSeq names its product transcription factor Sox-19b-like. NCBI's taxonomy places the organism in Eukaryota, Metazoa, Chordata, Chondrichthyes, Rhinopristiformes, Pristidae. Bases 90 to 815 code for a protein of 241 amino acids. Gene Ontology annotation, biological process: cell differentiation; anatomical structure morphogenesis; regulation of DNA-templated transcription. The record is from RefSeq and is a predicted model, not a curated record. The transcript has a single exon. Gene Ontology annotation, molecular function: RNA polymerase II cis-regulatory region sequence-specific DNA binding; DNA-binding transcription factor activity, RNA polymerase II-specific.
UGUUCGGUGUCCUGGACCAGCAGCAGCAGCCCGGCCAGCCCAGCCCCGGCGCCAGCCCCAAGGUAGAACUGGACAAGGUGAAGCGGCCCAUGAACGCCUUCAUGGUCUGGUCCCGGGGCCAGAGGAGGAAGAUGGCCCAGCAGCACCCCAAAAUGCACAACUCCGAGAUCAGCAAGCGGCUGGGAGCGGAGUGGAAGCUGCUGAGCGACUCGGAGAAGCGGCCGUUCAUCGACGAGGCCAAGAGGCUGCGGGCUGUGCACAUGAAGGACUAUCCGGAUUACAAAUACCGGCCCCGGCGCAAGAGCAAGGCGCUGGCCAAGAAAGAAGCCAAGUUCCCCCUGGCCGGGGGAACACUGCGGGCGCAGGGACCCUGCGGCAGCCUGGCCGGGGGAACACUGCGGGCGCAGGGACCCUGCGGCAGCCAGCGUCUCGACUCCUUCGGCUGGGGCUCCCCCGGGGGGUUCGCGACGCUGCCGCCCGAGCCCCUGGCUUACCAGCCGCCGCCGGCCGCCCUCCAGCCCCGCUACGAACUGCAGUACCCGCCCGCUUCUCAGCCCUACCCGGCCGGGUCGUCGCCCUACAGUCUGCCGCCGUCCUACCGCCCGCCGCCCGCCUCCCUGCCCAAGAGCGAGGUAUCGGCAGCGACGCAUGCGCAGACGCCGGGGGCCCCGCCAGGGGAACUGCGCGACACCAUCAGCUUGUUCCUCCCUGGCAGUGACGGGCAGGAGCUUUUCGGCCACAGGAGUUAUCACCCCCUGCCUCAGCACUACCAGAACGUCCCGUUGAACGGCACGGUGCCCCUCACGCACAUCUGACCGGAGAUAAGCAGGAACGGACUCGGAAAUACUUCUGGAAGGAACUUUUUUAUUCACUGUAUAUAUGUUUAUAUAUAUUUUGAUUUGAAUUCCUCCGGAGUUGGGGGGGGAGUAAUUUUUAAACUUGUAAUGAACUUUUUAAGGAAUGAGUUUUAACGUUUUAUACUCCCAGCUCUGGGUUCCCAGGUUGCAGAUAGAAGGUAAUGUGUGUGUUUUUUUUAAGAGGUUGUGUGUUUUUUUUAAGAGGUUGUGUGUCUUGUUCAACUUGCCCAACUCCUACUUUCAGGACCAGGUUUAUCACGGGGAGGGGCCCAUUUGGCUCCCGUGUGAUACUUUCAUCUUAAUCGUUUAUUGGGCGUCAGUUUUAUCAGCAUAUCCAGAUAGCUACCACUUCUCCGCGUGGUUUUGCCAGUUACAAACGGGGAUCUUGUGUUAUUACCGUUCCAACCGCUCCAGUGCUGACAACAAGGGUUUUUUGUAAAUUUUGUAUUGCCUGUUUAUCUAAUGCUUUCUGGGAGAAACAGCCCGGUGUAUAACAUGGGUCAAACCGGCUGCACUGCAGACAGUUGGCCCCACGUAUUAUUUUAAAGUGAUGUACAGGUUAUUUCUGUUCUAACGCAGUAAGUGCGUGCAGAAAACGAUAAUAUCUCCUUAGGUUGUACAGUAUUUAUCGAUGUUUGUGCAAGGCGUUCCUUGCACGUGCGCCCGAUCAGUGGUGGGUUUGGAACUGGUUGUACAAGGAGUGUAAACCGGUGUGACCGAGUGCGCCAGAGGUCCUGUGGCGAGUGGGACGCCACUCCGCUGGUAAACAAGCGACCCACUCGCCGACUGAUUCUGCAAUUUCCACCUCGCUGUGUGGUGGGGCUGAGACACGUUAAACAAAUAAUUUUGGUUUGUGGUUUUAAAACUAGUUCCUGGAUCGUUUUACGGACAGGACGCGGGCUGUUUGUAACAAAUAAGUUGUAAGUUUAAGAUUUAUUGCCUCAUUCUGCAGGGGGAAAUGAUCAGUGUUUAAUUGUUAAUCCUAUCUCUGAGACCCCCCCCCCCCUCGUGAAAUCGCCUUGUGUUAACAAAAGGUUUUACUAACCUACAAAUCGGUUGGAUUCUGAGGAGAGUGCUCCUCUAUUUUAGUGGUUGGGGAAAGUUUAUACAUUAAAAACUUUUCCCUUUUUCUGA